Molecule: messenger RNA, 2252 nt
Organism: Etheostoma cragini (Arkansas darter)
Lineage: Eukaryota; Metazoa; Chordata; Actinopteri; Perciformes; Percidae
Gene: ubxn11
Product: UBX domain protein 11
Exons: 14
Coding region: 191-1696 (501 amino acids)
Biological process (GO): proteasome-mediated ubiquitin-dependent protein catabolic process
Molecular function (GO): ubiquitin binding
Source: RefSeq, a predicted model, not a curated record
AAGUACCCAGCCAUCACGUCAUUCUUCAAUUUCAGCUCCACGCUCUGUGUUGCUAAUAACAACGGACUCUAAACAAACUGGAGAAAAAAAAACUCGGGUCACCCUGUGAAGAGGCCUGUUAAUACUCGAGCUAGUUUGGGAUAUUUAUUCUUAGGAGUUUACCUGCAGUGCCUAUGCUGACUCAGGUCAAAUGAGCUCACCUUUGUCGAUGCUGAAGAAAACGAGGCGCACUCCGCUGCAGGGCCCUCUGAGUGAGCAAUGCAGGGGCAGACAAAGCGUGCCUUACAGGAGGAAUCUGUUAAAAGAAUUUCAGGCUGCAUUGGCUGAUGAUGAUGAUGAUGAUGAUGAUGCAUCCUCUGGUCUAAAUCCUCCCUUGACCUCACACAGUCCAGCUAAAGAUCCCGCCACUUCUAAGUCAAAAGCCCCAUUGAAAAAAUGUGCUCCACCAAGCGACUUUGAGCUUAUGUCUGCCAUGAUGCGGCGGUUGAGCCUGCUGGAGAAAACGGUGAAGAGCCAAGCGGAGGAGAUCAAGCGCAAGGAUACAAGGAUUUCAAUCUUGGAGAAAAAACAGACACUUCUGAAUACAUCAGAGAGUACCCAUGAUCUGAGUGGCAGAGACGGUCUUGAAAGAAGGUGCCAACAACUGCAGAAUGAAGUGUGUAAAAUGAAUAGCUUUCUGAAUGACUAUGGUUUGAUCUGGGUGGGAGAUGAGGAGAGCAGUGACCCUGCUGAAAGGGAGCAGCCACGUAGCUUAGAGAGAGGCCUCUGGCAGCCAGAUGGCUCUGCGAUCAGGAGCUUCCACAUGAACUUUGACCUGGUGCGGCAGAGGAUCAAGGAGCUGAACAUCCUGGCAGGGGAGGGAGAGUGUUUUGUGCAGUCAACAGCCACUAGGGGACAGUUGUCAAAAAAGGAUCCUAUUCAACUGAGUCUCUAUAGCAACGGCAUUGUCAUGUUUGAGGGUCCUUUCCGCUCUUAUCAGGAGCACAGCACCCAGCGGUGCAUGCAAGAUCUGAUGGACGGAUAUUUUCCAUCUGAGCUUCAAGAAAGAUUUCCAGAUGGUGUGCCUUUUGAGGUUCAUGACAGGCGAGAUGAGGAGUUCAUCUUCAGGCUACCGUGGAAUACGUUUCCUGGCGGAGGACAGACUGUUCUUGGGAAGAAAGACCAAUCAUUAAAUGCCGUCAGCUCUCAAUUACCUGGCAAGAAGUUAAGCAUGGAUCGGUUCUUGAGCAGGUUACCAAAGGUGGUAGUGAAAGCUGGGCGUGUGAUUGAUAUCAGGGACUCAGUGAGGGCUGCCCUGCAGGAUUCAUCCGAUGCUCAAAGAGGCAACUCAAUGAUCUUCAUAGACACGCCGGCACUGCAAGUGACAAAGAAGAGACACCAGAUGAUCAGCCCCGACCGGCCUUCAUCUGCCCAUGAUGUCAUCACACUCAAGGUGAAGUCAGAAGAUGGGAAUCAUACUUACAUACUGAAAAUGUGCUUCUCAGAAACAAUCGGGCACCUCCGGCAACAUCUGGACAAACACAGAGGGAGUGGUCUCGCUGGUUACAACAUCUUCAGUGCUUACCCACAAUGCUGCUACGAUGAUGACCGGCAGACGCUCCAGUCAUGUGGACUAAUGACUAAUGCUACUCUGCUGCUGGGAAAGAAGCAACACUCUCAUUCCCUAACUGAAGUCAAUAAAAGGAAGGUUUUCUAAAAAAAAAAAAAAAGGUCACAGCACACAUUUUGACUCAUCAUAAUAGGAAAAGCACAGCUGUUACCAGUAAGCAGCAUGCACAAUACCAGGACGCUGACCCCUGCCUGGGAUCAUUUUUAUGUUACGUAACAUGAGGGCAGAGAAUACUGUGCCUUUAAAAACAGAGCUGGUGGUCCACCAGGACUGAAUGGAUGUAACUGAUAGCGGUAACACAACAUUUUAUAACAAGGUGGUGAUGCUCGAUACCCAGACAGCUUAAUAAGAUACAUUUCUUAUACCAAUUCGGCAUUUCAAAGCACUGCAUCCCAAGCUAUUGAAAGCUAGUACCUGUGCCUUUCUGCACAGAAGGGAUGAAUUUACUGUCGUUACAAAAAAAAAAAAUGAGAUACACAAAUUAAAACAAAAUGUUGAAAAUCUUUAUUUCUAAAAUAUGUAAAUACAAACAAGGACAAAAGUAUGAAAAUACAAACAUCUUUUUCCCUUUCACAAAACAUUUGAGAUGUUAAGGCAUGCGGAGCCUGACGUUCCAGAUAAAUCUUGUGCUACUUAAGUUUUG